CACACACACACACACACACACACACACACACACACACAAUAAUGGGCUUCAGUCUCUCUAAUGGGAACAUUUUCCUUGGAGAUGAUUUCCUCCCUUUUUAUUAGGAGCUGGGAUGAAUCUAAUGGGAAACAUCAUGGAACAAAAUUGGUGCGUGCCUAUAAGAGGAAACAGUCUUAAACAUUGGAAUUAUAUAGAAUAUGAUGCAUUUUUCUUAGUUUAUGCCUUUAAUGAGCUGAUGUACUUAUAUAUCUGUAUUAUUCAUUUGUGGAUUUGUGUCUAAUACCCUGAUCUUAGUAAUUAUUUUAACAACGCAAUUAAAGAAGAGCAAAUUUUUUAAUUGCUCUCCAUUUUUUCUGCAGCUGGUACUAAACUGUUAUCAAAAGGUGUGUAAUUGAUUUUGGAGGAAUUUGUUCAUGUAGUCAGGUGAUUUUACAGCAGACCUAUUCAUAUCAGAACAUGAUGUUGCUCAGGAAAGAAAUCCACAAUAUUUGCUUCAACUGCAUUUUUAUUUUAUUUAUAACCAGUAAAUAUGUACAUAAUCACCAUAACUCAGAUGUCCAUAACUGUGACAUGAAAAAGAAAUCUGUUUUGAUGCUGCGAAGGAGGUGGAUGGGCGUCUUUGUGACGUCGGCGGAGCAGAAGGGGAGCUGACUCACUCCGUUCCGGUGAUCAUUUCCCCUCAUAUGGACUCUGUGUCGGAAGCGCAGUCUAAUAGAGAGUCGUCCUGUUUAUGGGGAAAGGAGCUAAAGAAACCCGUUUCUCCUCUGCUUUUUAAAUCUGAGGUGGCACAAACCGGUGUCCGUGUUUGUAGAGCGGAGCCUGGGCUUGUAUCCAAACUCCGAGGAAUUAUCACCGAGCUUGGUUUUCCUGCGUCGCACAGCAUCACUCCUGGAGUUGUGUUUCAUAUGAUGAGAACAUUUCUGGAUGCACAGAAAGCAGCAAUCGAAGAAUUUGCCAUGAAUAAAAACAAGAGAGAAAGAGAGUUCUACAGCCUUGAUGUUGGGGAUUCAACAUUCACGGUACUGAAGCGAUACCAGAACCUAAGACCCAUUGGCUCUGGAGCACAGGGGAUCGUCUGCUCUGCAUAUGAUCAAAUCCUUGAACGAAAUGUUGCCAUCAAGAAGCUGAGUCGGCCGUUUCAGAACCAGACCCAUGCCAAGAGGGCGUUCAGAGAGCUAGUCCUAAUGAAAUGUGUCAAUCACAAAAAUAUCAUUGGCCUUCUUAACGUUUUUACUCCACAAAAAUCUUUUGAAGAGUUCCAAGAUGUAUACUUGGUGAUGGAGCUGAUGGAUGCUAACUUGUGCCAGGUCAUUCAAAUGGAGCUGGACCAUGAGCGGUUGUCCUACCUGCUCUAUCAGAUGCUGUGUGGUAUCAAACACCUCCACUCUGCUGGGAUCAUUCACAGGGACCUCAAACCCAGUAAUAUAGUUGUCAAGUCUGACUGUACACUAAAGAUUUUGGACUUUGGGUUGGCUCGAACGGCUGCCACAGGCCUCCUGAUGACACCAUAUGUGGUUACACGUUACUACAGAGCUCCAGAAGUGAUCCUGGGAAUGGGCUACCAAGCCAACGUGGAUGUGUGGUCAGUGGGCUGCAUAGUGGCUGAGAUGAUCAGGGGAAGUGUUUUGUUCCCUGGCACUGAUCACAUCGACCAGUGGAACAAGGUAAUUGAGCAGCUAGGCACUCCAUCUCAGGACUUUCUAAUGAAGCUGAAUCAGUCGGUGAGAACAUAUGUGGAGAACAGGCCUCGGUACGCCGGCUACAGCUUUGAGAAACUCUUCCCAGACGCUCUCUUCCCUGCUGACUCCGAUCACAACAAACUGAAAGCGAGCCAAGCCAGAGAUCUUUUAUCUAAGAUGUUGGUCAUUGAUGCAUCCAAGCGUAUCUCUGUAGAUGAAGCCCUGCAGCACCCUUACAUUAAUGUCUGGUAUGAUCCAGCUGAAGUGGAAGCACCUCCUCCAAAGACCCUAGACAAACAGCUGGAUGAGAGAGAGCAUACAGUGGAGGAGUGGAAAGAGCUAAUCUAUAAAGAAGUGAGUGAAUGGGAGGAACGAGCAAAGAACGGAGUGAUUAGGGGCCAGCCGUCUCCUCUAGGUGCAGCAGUGAUCGACAGCCCUCCCCAGCACACGUCCUCCACCUCUUCAUCCUCAUCUUCAGCGAACGACGUGUCAUCCAUGUCAACGGAGCCCACUGACCCCAGCAGCGACCCCGCUCUGGGCUCUGAAACAGACAGCAGUUUGGACAGCCACACCUCUCUUGGUGCUCUGGCCUGCUGCAGAUAACUAAAAAAACAACCAUUCCUCACUAGUGUGCUUGGUGGGGAAACCAUCUAAGCUACUGGAACUCAUCUUAGUUUGUUGAGCUGCAAUUUAAAUGUACAGUUUGUUUUUAAUUCUCCUGUAAAUUAUUGUGUUUUGAAAUUGUAUCAUAAUUACUGUAUUUUUGCUGCAAAGAAUCGGAGGAUGUUUUGACGUGAAACUGUGAUGUAUCUAAUGAAAGGAAAGGAUUUGAGUGUAUUUUAUCAUUUUUAGCAACAGCUACAGAGUUAAAUACUAUGAAUGAAAUACCAUGCAAGGUAUAUUUUUGAUCAUUAUGUCAAUUUUUUAGACUUUUGAAUGAAUGUUUACCAGUCAUGUCCAUCAGUAGAUAAUAGCAUCUUUCAUCUACUAACUAGAAUUUUAUUUUGAAGUGUUACUAUUUUUUCCUGUAGAAAGCAGCCUUUAAUGUAAUGAUAUAUUAAUAUAAUUCUUUUUCAAAUAUU
Nothobranchius furzeri (turquoise killifish) is the source of this 2761-nucleotide messenger RNA. NCBI's taxonomy places the organism in Eukaryota, Metazoa, Chordata, Actinopteri, Cyprinodontiformes, Nothobranchiidae. The record is from RefSeq and is a predicted model, not a curated record.